Bicyclus anynana (squinting bush brown) is the source of this 3127-nucleotide messenger RNA. RefSeq names its product arylsulfatase I. The transcript has 12 exons. The record is from RefSeq and is a predicted model, not a curated record. The coding region runs from base 236 to 1855 and encodes 539 amino acids. Lineage: Eukaryota; Metazoa; Arthropoda; Insecta; Lepidoptera; Nymphalidae.
AAGAACUGCGCGCGCGCAGCACAUGUGCGGAGAGAAUAGCUUCCCAACUCAAGAUACUAAAGUAUCGUUAUUUUCAAAUCGAUAUUAAAAUUUUAACCGAUAAUUUUAUGUUAAACUUAAGUUAGUUAAAUUAAAUUGUAACUCCUUUAAAUCCUAUAGAUCCUAAAUAUUCCUAUAGAUCGUUAUGAUUUAAUUCGUUUAUUAAAAAAUUAAGAGAUUUUUUUUUUCUUCGAUCAUGUUGACGAAUUUGUUGUGUUUAUUUUUCUUGCUAGCGGCAUAUAAGUGCUCAGAAACACCUCCCAAUAUUGUUCUGAUAGUUGCUGAUGAUUUGGGCUGGAAUGAUGUCGGGUUCCACGGCUCGAACCAGAUCCCGACGCCGAACAUCGACGCGCUGGGGUGCGCGGGGCUCCUGCUGCACAACUACUACGUGACCCCCAUCUGCACGCCCUCCCGCGCCGCACUAAUGACUGGCAAAUACCCGAUACACACUGGUAUGCAACACACAGUGCUGUUCGGCGCUGAGCCACGGGGUCUGCCGCUGUCAGAGAAACUCCUGCCACAGUAUCUGAAGGAUCUCGGUUAUAAAACGCAUUUAGUCGGAAAAUGGCACCUGGGCUCCUACAAAAGAGAAUACUUGCCUAUGAAUCGAGGAUUCGACAGUCACAUUGGGUUCUGGACGGGUAAGAUUGACAUGUAUGACCAUACCAGCCAAGAAAAAGGACACUGGGGAUUUGACUUCAGACGAGGAUUUUCGGUAGCUUAUGAUCUGUUCGGUGAAUACGCGACUGAUAUCUACACGAAGGAAGCAAUUAAGGUGAUAGACGCUCACAACAACACCGAGCCGCUGUUCCUCAUGGUGGCACACUCGGCGGUGCACAGCGGCAACCCGAGCGAGUUCAUCCGCGCGCCGGAGUACCUGCUCGACAACUUCACUUAUAUCGACAACUUUCAGAGGAGGAAGUUCGCUGCGGUGUUAACUAAACUCGACGAGUCAGUGGGCAAAGUGGUGGCAGCAUUGGACGCUAGAGGGCUGCUCGCGAACAGUAUCGUGAUAUUCACCACUGACAACGGCGGCGCGGCCGACGGCUUCAACAACAACGCAGCAUCCAACUUCCCCUUGAGAGGAGUCAAAAACACCCUCUGGGAAGGAGGUGUGAGAGGCGCAGCUCUCAUAUGGAGUCCGCUGCUAGAGAAGCGCUCACGCUUAGCCACGCAGCGCUUCCACCUCGUGGACUGGCUGCCCACGCUGCUCCGCGCUGCCGGGGCGGACCUUAGCACCUUACCCGCCAUAGACGGCAUAGACCAGUGGGACAACCUAUCCAAAGACCUCGAGUCUUCUAGAACUAGUAUAGUCCACAACAUCGACGAUAUCUACGGCAGCGCUUCGAUUACCGUUGGAAAAUGGAAAUUGCAUAAAGGUACGAACUACGACGGAGCAUGGGACUACUGGUACGGGCCGGGCGGGCGGGAGGGCGCCUAUGACGUCAGCUCGGUGAUGACGUCACCCGCCGGCUGCGCGCUCGGGAGGCUGGGGAUGAUGCCUGAUCAGGAGAAGAUAUUGACUCUCAGAGAUGCGGCAACAAUAAAAUGCGAUAGAAAAAAUCAAAUAAUCUGCAAUCCGCUGAAAGCGCCGUGUCUGUUCGACAUUGAAACCGAUCCGUGCGAAACUAAAAACCUUGCCGACGAAGAGCCUGCGGUACUAGCGCAGCUGCUGUCCGAGCUGGCGGCAGUGAAUGCUACAGCGGUGCCGCCCAACAACAAGCCGCUGGACCCGAUCGGCAACCCGAGGUACUGGGGAUAUGUGUUCACGAACUUCGGCGAUUACAAGAAUCCUUUACUGAAUACCGAAUAUUGAAUUUACCAGUGGCGUAGCGUGGGUUUUUGCCGCCCGGAACAGACUGUAACAGCUCCCCCAACCCCCCUAACCUUGUUUUAGUAUUUAAAUAGCUUUUUUACGUUUAAGUUAAAAUAUUUUAUUCAUCGGACCUAAUUUACAACGUAGGUACAAUGUACAAAGUACUACCUACUGCAUAAUAUUACCAAUGAAAGGAAAUGGCCAACCAAGCUAGCUAGCUAGCCCAACAAACUACCUACUACGACUACAGGUAUUUAAGACAUAUGUUUUUGAGCCACCCGCUCCCCCUACCUCCCGCCCUAGCUACACCACUGGGCCGUUCAGUUUCAAAAUCGUGUAGUAUAGCCUGCUUUCGAGGUUACUAAAGUUAUUUGUAAUUAACAAAGAAAAUAAAAAGAUAAUGAAAGCUUUAUUGUGUACACGAAUUUAUACUUAAGUACCUAUGGAAAAUGCCCAGUUUAGGUAUGUAGACUAUACUAAAGCCAUACACGAGAAAUACUGUUUACCAACAAACAAAUUAAAAAUGAAGGUAGAAAACGCAUGUCAUUUCAUAACUUAUUUAUUUUAAAUUGUGUAUGGUUUGUUUAUAAAAUGUUAUAUAAAACUAGCAGACGCCCGCGACUGCGUCCGCGUGGAACUCGAUGUAAACUUUCAACUACCCCUACCCAACUCUACCCCUACCCUACCCCUACCCUACCCCUUCCCUACUACCUCCCUACCCUACCCUACCCCUACCCUACCCUACCCCUACCCUAUCCCUACCCUACCACUACCCUACCUCUACCCUACCCCUACCCUACCCCUAACCUCUUCCUCUUCCUUUUCCUUUUCCCCUACCUUUUCCUGAUUUUUUUUGCUAUAAACCUCACGGAGCCCGAGACCUUUGCAACGAAUGCAAAACCGUGGAAAACGGUUCGUGCGUUCUGGAGUUAUAGCGUCAGGAAGGAAAACCCGACUUAUUAUUAUAUAGUAGAAUAUAUUACCCUUAUCUAAUUGUUCUAUGCUUAAUAGUCAAAUUUAUUUUCUUUAAUUUAAGAGCAAGUAUAUUUUAUGUGAAUGACUAGUGAUUUAUAGUAUAAGUUAUUAUCGGAUGUUACAAGACUUUUACAACUGUAAAAGAUUCACACAAAUCUGUUCUGUGAUCUUUGAACAAAUGCAAUGGUUGUGUUAGAUAAAUAAAACGUGAAAAAAAUGUAAUCAACUUUAUUAACCAUAUGACUUACAAUCUUUAUGUAAUUAUGUUGUACAAAUAUAAAUUAUUUUUAAAAUGUA